UUAAAGAAAACCUAGUACAGAUGCAUACAACCUGCACCAGUUCUUUAUAAGAUAAUGCAAAAUUAGGAUUCAUCAGUUCUCUUAUAUGUUUAGUAUAUACUAAUUUUAGUUGCUUGGUUGCUUCAGGCAUACCAGCUGUGAUGGAGGAUCUGCUUCAAUCUUCCUCAACCUCGAUUAUUUACAUACUUGCCUUGCUGAUCUGCAUCUUCAUUUAUUAUCUUGGAAGAUCAGUUACUAAAAGUGAGAGCAAGACCUGUACUGCACCACAAGCAGGCGGGGCGUUGCCGAUUAUCGGCCAUCUACACCUAUUUGGUGGAAAGAAACUGCUCUUUGAAACACUUUGUACCAUGGCAGAAAAAUAUGGACCAGCCUUUACCAUAAAGAUGGGUUCAAACAGGGUCCUAGUUUUGAGCAGUUGGGAAAUGGCCAAAGAGUGUUUCACUGAACAUGAUAAAGCUUUCUCAGACAGACCCCUAGUUACUGCUUCAAGAUUACUAGGCUAUGAUGGUGCAAUGUUUGGUUUUGCGCCUUACGGUCCUUACUGGCGUGAGAUGCGCAAGAUUGUUACAAUCCAUCUUCUAUCAAACCAUAGGAUUGACCUGCUUAAGCACAUACGAGCUUCAGAGGUGGAGAUGGCAAUGAGAGAGCUGUAUGGCUUAUGGUCAAGCAAAGGCUGCCCAGAGAAUGGAAUAUUGGUUGAAAUGAAGCAAUGGUUUGGUGAUUUAGCAUUUAACAUUAUCUUGAGAAUGAUAUCAUGUAAGAGAUACUUUGGAGUAAGCUCAGAAGAUGGCAAGGCACAAUAUUUCCAGAACAUAAUAAGGGACUUCAUUAACCUAUUUGGGGUGCCUGUGAUCUCUGAUUCAAUUCCAGCUCUUUGGUGGUGGGACAUACAUGGUUACAAGAAGAAGAUGAAGGAGACGGCUCAAAAACUUGACCAACUAAUUGGGGAGUGGUUAGAGGAACACAAGCAGAGAAGACUAUUAGGUAAGGAUGGAGAGGAAGAGCUAGAUUUCAUGGAUGUGAUGCUGAGAGUCCUACAAGAAAACCCUAUUGCUUCUUUUGACACAGAUACCAUUAUCAAGUCUACUGUCCUGAAUCUGUUGGCAGGAAGUGACUCCAUUAUGGUAGCUAUAACAUGGAUCUUGUCUCUGAUGCUUAAUAAUCCACAAGUACUGAAGAAGGCUCAAGAUGAGUUGGACAACAAAAUUGGGAGGAAUAGACAAGUGGAGGAAUCCGACAUCAAGGAUUUGGUGUAUCUUCAAGCCAUUGUGAAGGAAUCUUUGCGGCUAAGUUCUCCGAGUGCUGUCAUUUUUCCUCGUGCAGCAAUGAAGGACUGCACGCUUUCAACUGGCUAUCACAUCCCAGCAAGCACCAAGUUGAUGAUAAACAUAUGGAAAAUAAUGCAUGAUGAGAACUUGUGGCCUGAUCCGUAUAGCUUUCAACCUGAGAGAUUCUUGUGCAGCAGCCACAAGGACAUAGAUGUGAGGGGCCAACACUAUGAGCUUCUUCCAUUUGGCUCUGGAAGGCGUUCGUGCCCCGGAAUUUCACUAUCUCUCAAUGUUAUGCAUCUUAUUCUGGCUGCACUGCUGCAUAGCUUUGAAAUUACUACUCCAUCCAAUGAACCUGUAGACAUGACAAAGAGCAUUGGUUUGACAAAUGUGAAAGCAACUCCACUUGAGGUUCUUCUUGUUCCACGCCUCAACUGUGUUUUAUGAUGCGGAAGGCUAAGGGCGCUCUAUUUUUCUGCUGUUUGUGUUGUGCCUUUUAUUUUUGUACUUAGAUGUAUUAUUUGAAAAUAGUUAUUAUCAUCGUACUAAGAUGUGUGGGAAGAUAAUUGACAGAACAUUUAAUUAGGAGGAUGGAUCAGAUAAAAAGAUAGACAGGUGGCGAAAUUUAGGAGAAGACCCAAGAGACCAGUAUGAGAUGGUUAAAGGAGAUCUAAGUGUAAAUGGUCUUACUAUAGAUAUGAUAUAUAAUAGGACUCAAUGGUGUUGUUUGAUGUAUGUAGCCGACUCUACCUAGUGGAUAAGAUCAUAAGACUUUUUUGUUGUUGUUGUUGUUGUUGUUGUAUCAUACUAAUGUGUAGAUAUACCAUUUAUCUUAUAGUAAAUGAGUGGUAUGUACAA
Messenger RNA from Arachis stenosperma, 2126 nucleotides. RefSeq names its product cytochrome P450 CYP82D47-like. Gene Ontology annotation, molecular function: iron ion binding; heme binding; oxidoreductase activity, acting on paired donors, with incorporation or reduction of molecular oxygen. Bases 141 to 1715 code for a protein of 524 amino acids. The record is from RefSeq and is a predicted model, not a curated record. Gene Ontology annotation, biological process: defense response to other organism. Lineage: Eukaryota; Viridiplantae; Streptophyta; Magnoliopsida; Fabales; Fabaceae. The transcript is spliced from 2 exons.